Messenger RNA from Copidosoma floridanum, 1749 nucleotides. RefSeq lists its product as uncharacterized. Gene Ontology annotation, biological process: regulation of transcription by RNA polymerase II. Gene Ontology annotation, molecular function: RNA polymerase II cis-regulatory region sequence-specific DNA binding; DNA-binding transcription factor activity. The record is from RefSeq and is a predicted model, not a curated record. NCBI's taxonomy places the organism in Eukaryota, Metazoa, Arthropoda, Insecta, Hymenoptera, Encyrtidae.
AUGUCAACGCCGUACUACGUGAAAGACUCAGCCGAAUCUAAUUGUUCAUUACCAUUAGUAAUGUUACCUCCCCGCAAACGGUUAACGAAAAUGAUUAGAGAUCACGAACAUAACUUGAACCAUGAGAAUUUGAUUGGUAGCAGUUCUUCAGUAAUUGCAUAUCAUUGUAGUAGAUGUCAAGAAACGUUUAUCAGUUCCAUCAAGCUUGAACCUCACAGGUGUACCAACUCUCAAAAACAAGCCUUUCGCUGCGGAAUCUGUUUUCAAAAUUUCAACCGAGUCGAUGAUCUUAAAGUCCAUGAGCAUAUUCAUGUGAAUGAAAAGCCUUUUCCAUGCUCCAGAUGUUCUAAAUCAUGCGGUCGGCAGGAAGAUCUUACAGAACACGAAAGCUUACAUACACAAGAGCCUCAUACCUGCACAACAUGUUUUGCAUCAUUUCGUCAAAAAGAACAUGUUACAGUGUACGAGAGUACUCAUAACCACAAAAAGCCUUACAUCUGUUCAAUAUGUUCGAAAUCAUUUGGUCAAAAACACCACCUAAAAACGCACGAACGUACCCAUACUCAGAAAAAGCCUUACAUCUGUUCAAUAUGUUCGAAAUCAUUUGGUCAAAAACAACAUCUCAGAAUACAUGAGCGUAUCCAUACUCAAGAAAAGCCCCACACGUGUGCAAUAUGUUUAAAAUCAUUUAUUCAGAGAUGCAAUCUCAGAGUGCAUGAGCGUAUCCAUACCCAAGAGAAGCCCCACACGUGUGCAAUAUGUUCAAAAUCAUUUAUUCAGAGAAGCAACCUCAGAGUGCAUGAGCGUAUCCAUACCCAAGAGAAGCCGUACAGUUGCUCAAUUUGUUCAAAAUCAUUUAGUCUUCAAAAUAUUUUAAAAGUGCAUGAACGUACCCACACCUCCGAAAAACCCUAUAAGUGCGCAGUUUGUUCGAAAUCAUUUAAUCGGAAGGAUAGUCUUGUAGUACACGCCCGCACCCAUACUCAAGAGAAGCCGUAUAGUUGCUCAAUAUGUUCAAAGUCAUUCAGGUACACGAGCAAUCUAAAAUACCAUGAGCGCACCCAUACCAGCGGCAGUCCCUUCACCUGCUUGAUAUGCUUAAAAUCCUUCACAAGGAAGAAUAGUCUUAUAGUACAUGAGCGCACCCAUUCUUACGAAAAACCCUACAGUUGUUCAAUAUGUUCAAAAUCAUUCAAUCAAAAACCACAUCUCACGGUACAUGAGCGCAUCCAUACUCAAGAGAAGCCGUACAGUUGCUCAAUAUGUUCCAAAUCGUUUAGUCGAAAACAACAUCUUACGGUACAUGAGCGCAUCCAUACUCAAGAGAAGCCGUACAGUUGCUCAAUCUGCUCCAAAUCAUUCACUCAAAAGGCGAAUCUUGCAGUUCACAUGCGCAUCCAUACUAACGAAAAGCCCUUCAUUUGCAUCACAUGUUCAAAAUCAUUUAGUCAAAAAAAUCAUCUUACGGAACAUGAGCGCAUUCAUACUAACGAAAAACCCUACAAGUGCUCGACAUGUUCCAAAUUAUUUAGUCGAAAACAAAGUUUUACACAACAUGAGCGUAUCCAUACUCAAGAAAAGCCAUACAGUUGCUCAAUAUGUUCAAAAUCAUUCAGCCAGAAACAAUAUCUCAAAGUGCACAACCGGACUCAUACUGGUGAAAGGCCCUUCAGUUGUGGUGUAUGUCGACAUAAUUUUGCUCAACGCAGCCAUUUAAAGUCACAUUUUCAGAAUCUCCACAGCCAAUGA